AUUAAACCGCGAGAUGUCUUUUAAAUUUUCUAAGUUUUCUUUUAGUUUUAAUGAUCAAUUGACUUAUAUUGUUUAGUUUGUCGAGGAUAUAUGCUAAUCAUAAAGGAUAAUGGCGUAUUUAAGUGGGUUGUGUGAUUUUGACAUUUACACGUAAAAUGUGUCGUUACCGCAAAAUAUUUAAACAGCGAAGCCAAUGCAAGACGCAUCGCGAUGGUGGAAAACUGCUUCGGCAGUUCGGGCCAGCCACUGGCAGUACCUGGAAGAGUUCUUGUAGGAGAAGGUGUAUUGACAAAAAUGUGCAGAAAGAAAGCCAAGCCUAGACAGUUCUUUUUAUUUAAUGAUAUAUUAGUAUACGGGAACAUAGUAAUUAAUAAGAAAAAGUACAACAAACAGCAUAUUAUACCUUUGGAGGAAGUGAAACUUGAAUCUUUAGCUGAUGAUGGUCAAUAUCGCAAUGGCUGGCUCAUUAAAACAGUAACAAAGUCGUUUGCUGUUUAUGCUGCUACUGCAACAGAAAAGCAAGAAUGGAUGGCACAUAUUACAAAAUGUAUUGAGGAUUUAUUAAGAAAGAGCGGUAAAAAACCAGUAGAAGUUCAUGCAGCAGUGUGGGUACCGGAUAAUGAUGCACCAAUCUGUAUGCAUUGUAAAAACACACAAUUCACGGUUUUAAAUAGACGGCAUCAUUGUAGACAAUGUGGAGCAGUAGUAUGUGGUCCUUGUAGCAAUAAGAAGUUGUUAUUACCUGGACAAGGAAAUGGAAAGGCCGUCCGCGUAUGUUUGCAGUGUUAUGAUGCAGCUAGUAAAGUUAAAGCAUCAACUCCAGUUAAUAUUGACAGUAUAAACAAUAAAGAUCAACAACGUAAUUCCGCAGACAGUUCAGGAGGUGAUAGUUCUGGCGACGAAGACGAGGGAAAUAAAGAUGAAAGUCACGAUGAACCUAAAUUUUAUUCAACGCUCGCUCGAUGAAGAUGGCUCAAUGAAAAAACAAAUGGUUACA
Molecule: messenger RNA, 997 nt
Organism: Vespa mandarinia (Asian giant hornet)
Lineage: Eukaryota; Metazoa; Arthropoda; Insecta; Hymenoptera; Vespidae
Gene: rush
Product: pleckstrin homology and FYVE domain containing family member rush hour
Biological process (GO): endosome organization; endosome to lysosome transport
Cellular component (GO): early endosome
Molecular function (GO): metal ion binding; phosphatidylinositol binding
Source: RefSeq, a predicted model, not a curated record